AUGUCGUUCACAGACGUUCGAAAUGUGCACGUAAAGGGCCACAUAACAAUUUGUACGGAUCGAGCUGGGACUUCAGACAAGUUUCUCACAUGCGGGACAGAAGGCGCAUUAUACGUUUGGGAUGAAAAGACAGUAACACAACGAGAAAGCAUUGACAUAAAAACCGUUGCAGAUAGCACUCAUAGUUGUUGUGCGUGGCAUGGCGAGAAUGUUUUUGUGGGUAUGACAACAACAGAUUUGUUGACUGGUGUAGACAAGAAAAUCGUUGGCCAAUGUUCGUUGGAUGAUCUCGAAUCGUCCAGGCAGCUGUUCACAUUUUCCCUGGAACCAACUAGUGUUGAUGCUAGUGAAAACUAUGUGGUUGCUGGAGGGAGUGAUUUCACAGUGAAGAAAGUGAAUUUGAAGAAUCAUGGGCAAUACGACAGAAUUGACACGAACGGAGAGAUCAUUUCUGUUGGUAUUGAUCCCAAAGAGGAAGUGUAUGCUGUAGCUUGCUGUGAUGGAACCGUCAGCAUUCAUAGUUUGGAGAGCAAUGAAAAACUUUCCGUUGUGGAACAUGUGUUUCCAGCUUUUGGGGGACUGAGCGUUGAUUCUCCUCGCCAUACCUUAACGUGGUCCAAAGAUGGCUCCGAACUUUUCAUCCCCUCACAGGGAUGCAUUAAAGUUCUAAAACGUGAUGGCUGGAAAAUUUCCCCCCACAACUUUAGGUCUAACGGUACAGCUACGGACACUUUCUCGUCGUCAUGCUUAUCCAGAUGUGGUCGUUUUCUUAGUUCUUCGACGCUAUCAAACAAAAUCUUAUUGUGGAAAGUGGUUGAUAGGUCUGUGUUAGCACAGUAUGAAUACAAAAGGAAGGACAAAAGAUCUACCGUCUCUUGCAUCAAAUUCUCCCCUUUCAACAUCAGAGACGUUCUCGUCGCCGAUGUUGACGAAGGCCUUUCUGUUCUGAAAAAUGCCAUUCCGCAAUCAGCAGUCGAUCCGAAGCGUUCCAGUGAAGCUAUUGAAGCAACUACAUCAAACGACAAAGAUUUCGACUCCGGGAGCGAUAAGACGCACAUCAUUGGUGCAAAUUGUUCUUUAUCCCUACAUACAUUCCAAGACGCGACGCUGCUACAUCGCUACUCAACGCUAAAUCAGUUGCAAAUUGACGAGGAAGACGCAGAGAGUCGUUCAGUGAGCAAAAGAGGGUUCCUGGAUGAUGAAGCUGAAGACGACGAAGAUACCAGAAUGUCUGCCGACAUUGGUGCAAUAAAAAAGAAGUACGGUUUCGGCGACGACGGCACAGGAAAACUUGAGGAUUUUGGAUUCACUGUAUCCGAUGAGGCCCCAGAAAGGGGGGUUGGGUCUAGUUCUCGAGGUUUCGAACCAAGUAUUACUUACGUUCCUCCGCCUCCCCCUGAAGUUGUUGUCUAUAAACCUCCAUCUAUUCCUUCUUUUUUCGUCUCUGGGGCUUCGCCUGAUCAUUUAUCUCAAAGAUAUUUGAAAUGGAAUUCAUAUGGAAUUAUACGAUCCUACUCUGGGGAAGAUGGAAGUAGUAUAGAGAUCUCCUUUCAUGAUAUUUCCAUCCAUCCAACAAUUGUACUGGAUAACAGCGCAACAGAAUACGUUUUGGGCGACCUUUCUGAUCAAGCUGUUGUUCUUGCAAGUAAAGCUGAAGAAAAAGGGGAGCAGAGUGAGCUUCUUGUGAUCCACGUUUCGUCUUGGGAUAGCGAGUCUAGGCAGUGGACUGCCAAACUUCCAUUGAAGGAGAAUGCGUUGGAUGUUUUGGUCUCCCGAGAGUUGGUGUGCGUAGUCACACACAAUGGAAAUUUAAGGGUUUUCACCCUCACUGGUACCCAACGACACAUAAUUUCUCACCCAAGUCCGAUCCUUACUACAGCAUGCUUUGGUAGUCGUAUAGCUAUUUGUUCUGUAACAGGAGGGGACUAUUAUGAAAAAGGGAAAGAACAGCAACCUCACUUCCAGCAUACCGUAUCCAUAUACGAUGUCGAUAGCAGAUAUUGGUACCGUAACAAAGACAACGUGACCACAGUAAACGUCCCCAUUGCAAGGAAAGAACAUCUAUUGUGGCUGGCCUAUACUACCUUUGGACAACUUGUUUCCAUGGACAGUUCAUAUACCAUACGUAUUCUGUCGCCUUCCGGAUUUUGGGUGCCUAUUUUCGAUGGAAGCUCUGAAACUUCGAGCAAAUCGGAUGCAAUCUGGCCAAUAGCUGUGACUGAGGGACGCCAAAAGCAGAUAAGGUACUUGUACUGUAAAGGCAGCAAGCAUCCGUUAUUUGCUGUGAAAAUGGCGCCGCUCAUCGUUCCGUGGACAUUGCCAUAUUGUGCACCGGAUUCGGAUAAGUCGAAAUUAGAGCAAGACCUUUUCCUUAACGAACUACAACAAAACGAAGUAAUAAGCGCCGGACCUUCGGUUGAGCUUGCGGAACUUGCUGCUGGACAUCUGCAAUCUCUCGUUAAGCUGUUUGCUCUGGCCUGCAAAAGCGAGCGAGACGGCAGAGCUGCGGAACUCGCUGGAAUGGUAGCAUCGGCAAAGGGUAUUCAAAUGAUGUGCAAUUACGCUGCGAAACUGAAGAAGUCCACAUUGGCGGACAAAGUCGCUGCCAAAGGACGAGAGAACCUGUCACUGAACGACGCUGCCGUGUCAGCUCCGUCUGUAAGCGGUAGAGAGGAGCAACCAACUCCAAGGCGAAUGUCAAUGAAAAGGAAAAUGGGUGUCGUUCAGCAGGGACCGGUGUUUAUGGAAGACGAUAGCGUUACUUCCACGGUGUCGGGAUCCAAUUACGACUACGAUGUGGUGGUCGAGUCACAGCCAAGGGAUGCUUCUUAUAGUCAGCAGGCCAAUGAUAGUCUAUUUAAUGACAGUACUGUUGUUCCAAUGCCGAAGUUAACCCGGAAUCCGUUCAGAAGAUCUCCAUCCACAUCACAAGACACCUCAUCACUAUUUGAUAACGAUGCUUCUUUCUCUUCAGCGAACAGAAAGCGAACUAGGGAAGAAGAGACGCCAAAGCAAUCCACAUCAAAACAAGCGAAGCUGUCAUUUGGAUCCGGAUCCGCUCCUGUAAAGGGCAAGGAGAAUACAAUAACUGCAUAUUCACUAUGGGUGGAGAGGCAUGAAGAGACUUUGCGGGGUAUGUUUAGUGGAAAUCCUGACGAUUUCUUGAAGUUUUGCGCUCAACAAUUCAGAAUGCUUCCUGCGGCAGAAAAGAAGGAGUGGAAAAAUCGUGCGGCGGCCAGUACUCAGCAGUGA
This is a messenger RNA of Necator americanus (New World hookworm), 3252 nucleotides long. RefSeq lists its product as uncharacterized. Gene Ontology annotation, cellular component: nuclear replication fork. Lineage: Eukaryota; Metazoa; Nematoda; Chromadorea; Rhabditida; Ancylostomatidae. Gene Ontology annotation, biological process: DNA-templated DNA replication; DNA repair; mitotic cell cycle. The record is from RefSeq and is a predicted model, not a curated record. The transcript has 28 exons. Gene Ontology annotation, molecular function: chromatin binding; protein binding. Bases 1 to 3252 code for a protein of 1083 amino acids.